AUUUUUUGCCCCUGGUGGCAGCAAAGCAUUUGGAAAGUGAGUCACAGUGUUAGUGAGUCAUAUUCUCUUCAGGUCCUCUACAAAUGUCUGUGAAACGUCCUAAAAGACCUGAAUGAAGACAUUUUUUUCUCACUUCAAUUAAUAUUCAGAAAUAUUAACAGUUUGACUGCUAUAGCCUAAUGUUGAGUUUGUAGGCGGAAGCUUUAUGAUUAGACUAUCGUUGGUUGAAAGCGCCAUCUAGCGAAGAAGGACUCUAUUUUACUGACUUUAGUCAUUGAUUGCUUUCCACUGAGCCAUCCCUGACCAGUGUAGUGUUGACAAAGGGAAUCCGCUUUGAUGUAGUGAUUAAGGGAAUUUUUUCGUUCCUCUUGGCUCACGAUUGGCCGGUUGUGUUUGACCGUGGGUGGGGAAGCUGAGUGUGCCAAGGUGUGCGUAAAGGAUCAGUGCGUCCCUCUGCUCACUACCAGUCAGGUGGCGACCACACUCUGACCUCAUUGCUUGGUUUCUCUCCCGACUCUUCUCUGGACCAGAAUGGGAUAUUGAAAACGUGAUUUAUUACUCUGCGCUUUACUUAGUCUCAUCUUAAAGACAGAUUCAAGCAGGUCGAAGACAUGAGCGGUGUCACAGAUUGGGAGGAGGGGGGUGACAUUGUUCAUGAGGAAGUUCGAUCUUAUCCGUCUUGGUCAGAGGAGCGCUGCGAGGAGCUGUGGGAUCGUGUGGAAGGAGUACGACACAAGCUCACACGUAUCCUCAACCCGGCCAAACUCACCCCGUACCUGCGGCAGUGCAAAGUCAUUGAUGAACAGGAUGAAGACGAGGUGCUCAACUCUACGCAGUACCCUCUGCGCAUCAGCAAGGCCGGCCGGUUGCUGGACAUUCUGCGUGGUCAGGGCCAGCGAGGUCUUCAGGCCUUCAUGGAGUCACUGGAGUUUUACCACCCAGAGCAGUACACACAGCUGACUGGAGAACAACCAACACAGCGCUGCUCCCUCAUACUGGAUGAGGAAGGUCCGGAGGGUUUGACCCAGUUCCUACUGCUGGAGGUGCGUAAACUGAGGGAGCAGCUUCGUAACAGCCGUAUGUGUGAACGACGCCUGUCUCAGCGCUGUCGAAUGGCGGAGGAUGAACGCAGUCGCGCUGAACGUAAAGCUCAGGAGUUGCGUCAUGACAGACUGCAGCUGGAGAGGCUGCGUCAAGACUGCGAGUCGGCCAGUCGAGAGCUGGGCAAGCUGAAAGACAGACACCUGGAGCAGGCUGUGAAGUACUCCAGAGCCCUGGAGGAGCAAGGCAAGGCCUCCACCCGUGAGAGAGAACUACUGACGCAGGUAGAAGAACUUAAGUCCAGGUUGACAGAGGCAGAGAAACAAACAAUCGAUUCUCCGGGGAAUACUACGCCAGCCAGAAGAAACAGUUUGCUCUCUAAUGGCGGACAUGGUCCUCCACCUGCUUUACCAGAAAAGCCGCUGCACCGUAUUGAGAUUCAGAAAGCUGAGAGUACAGGAACGCAGAUGAAGGACUCAGUUCCUACCACUGGAGUCAUAGCCCUGAUGGAUAUCCUGCAGCAGGACCGCAGGGAGGCUGCAGAGCAGAGGCAGGAGCUCUGCGAUAUCAUCUCCAGAAUACAGGGGGAGCUACAGAGCACCGAGGAGUACAGGGACAAGCUGGAGUCGCAUUGCGAGCAGCUACAGCUGAAGGUGAGGACUCUCCAGCUGGACUGGGAGACUGAGCAGAAGAGGAGCAUGUCCUAUUUUAACCAGGUCAUGGAGCUAGAAAAGGAGAGGGACCAGGCUCUGCGUAGUCGGGACAGCCUGCAGUUGGAGUACACUGACUGUCUCCUGGAUAAGAAUCGUCUGCGUAAACGCAUCGCAGAGCUGCAGGCCAACCUGGAGCAGCAGUACAGGGAGCUGGAGAGAGAAAGGGAGAGGAGCCGGGAGAAAAUGGAUCAGAGCAGCUCCUGUCUGCACUGCUCCCACCUGUCUCUGUGCAGUGAAGACCAGUGCUACGGCCCCUGCUGUUCCCUCGGCCUGGACCUGAGCCCCCAGGCCAAAAGCACCCACAGGCUGCUUAGAAAGGCGCCCUCUAGAGGCCAAGCCAAUGACAACUCAGAGGAUUCUCGUUCCAACUCAGAGGAGAAUCUGCUGUCGUCAGCAGAAGACAAUGAAAAGGAAAUAAAUCGCCUCUCCACAUUCCCCUUUCCUCCUUGUAUGAACUCCAUCAACCGACGAUUCAACACAGAGUUUGACUUGGACUCCUGGGGCAGUGAUGAGAAUGAUAACAUAACAGGUGAGCAGAGUGAACCUUCUUUGUGGGAUUCGUGGAACUCCCUACACUCUCAUCCCUUCCCCCCUGACCUGGUCAACCUUCCCGCAGUCUCUACAAAUGUCCCCAACCCCAGCGUUCCCAGGAUACCCCCCGUCUCCCCGUCUUCAAGUCCCCCUACCUCACCAAAGCACGGAAGAGCCAGCCUAGCUGAUGAUGUUACAAUAGUCGGAGGAAACCGAACGGGGAUCUUUGUCAGCCAUGUGAGAGCUGGUUCCACAGCGGAACAAUGUGGACUGAAGGAGGGCAGCGAGCUGCUGGAGCUGGAGCGGGUUCUGUUUGGUGGGGGAAGUGUACUGCUGGGCCAGUGCACUGCUGAGGUAGCCCACUUUUCUCUACAGUGGUGGACUGAGCCUUCAUCACUCAAACACCAGAGCAACCCAGAGGCAUACUCCGAGCUGUGCUCCCAGAUCUCAUCACCUACUUUCACGGGUGCUGACUCCUUCUAUGUGCGUGUCAAUCUCAGCAUUGAGCCUCUCGGGGACCCACCAUCUCUGGGUGUGUCUUGUGAUGACAUCUUACAUGUCACAGACACAAGGUACAAUGGGAAAUACAACUGGCGCUGUUCGCUGGUGGACCCACGCACAGCCAAGCACCUGCAGGCAGGAACCAUGCCCAACUAUAACAGGGCACAGCAGUUGUUACUUGUAAUGCUACGGAAAAUGGCCCUGGAGCAAAAAGACUUCAAGAAGAAGGUGUUUUUGAAGAAAACAUCUAGCAGUGUUCGAUUGGUCAAGGCAGCAGACCCCAGUUGCCGUGGGAUUAAUUCCACACAGCAGGUCCUUUACACACUCAGCAAACGUCACGGUGAGCACUUGAUCCCGUACAGUUUAGUGCAGCCGGUGCAGGUUCAGACCAAGCGGCCAGUCAUUUUCUCCCCCUCCCUUCUGUCCCGCGGUCUCAUAGAGAGACUGCUGCAACCCGCAGAGUCUGGUUUGAACUUCAACACCUGCCCACCAGAGCCUAUUCAGGCUUCUGAGAGACAAGACAAAAGAGUAUUCUUGCUGGAUUCCUGCACUCCAGAGCAGGCUCUGGGCAUACGGUUGCAGUCAAUACAGGAUGUCAUCAGCCAGGACAAGCACUGUCUGCUAGAGCUGGGGCUGCCCAGUGUUGAGGGCUUGUUGAGACAGGGGAUUUACCCUAUCGUCAUUCACAUCCGCCCUAAGAACAAAAAACACAAGAAGCUGAGGAAGUUUUUUCCACGGUGUGGGGACGAUGGUGUGAUGGAGGAGGUGUGCCAGGCCGAGGAGUUACAGCUUGAGACGCUGCCCUUGCUUUACUACACCUUGGAGCCCAACACCUGGAGCUGCACUGAAGAGCUGCUGGCAGCCAUACGCAAUGCCAUCAUUAGCCAGCAGAGUGCAGUAGCAUGGAUUGAACUGGAUAGGCUGCAGUAGAGGAGAGAACAUACAGAAAUACAGAAUGUGUUUGUCGUCUGCAGCACAAACUAGAUUCUCCUGUCUGUGAGUAAAUGAUCUGGCAGCUGCCAGAACGCACCAAACCACAGCCAGGUUUCUAUGUUUUUCAUUUAUAUAGCCAAGCUGGACUGGCUACGAAUAGUGAAAUGUUAAAUUAAAAAAUAAAAAAUAAAAAAAACAGAAAAAGACAUGACCUAGAUAAAUAAGGCCAAGUACAUGACGAUACAGACAUACCUGUAGUUAGCUUCUUUUAUCAACAGGAAUUUUGUCAUGAUGCUUGAUUUUUCCAUCCAAAGAGCUUACAACACUUACAUUUUUAUUAUAUAACUGUAUUUUGCUCAAGGGGUCACACAAGGUGCUCAUUUAUAAAGGUAUUUGUAUCACUGGUCAUUCAUUGUUGUUUGGAGCAGGAAGUAAAGCUGUGAGGGUGAUACAAAGAGACUCAAAGGUAUGGGUGAAGGUGAUAGUUGUAUGUAUCAUGUACACUGACAUAAUCUUUGGUGUAGAUCACAUUUAAAAGUAUGAAACUGAUAUUACUGUAGUUAUAUUAACUUUUUUUAAAGUGUAAAUUGUUUGAUAUUUUUUACUUACACUACAUUGCAUAGCAGAGUCUCUGGUUUACUGUGGCCAAAUGGUUUUGUUUUUCCACUGACAAAUCUUCUUUUCUUCUGUAACCAGU
This is a messenger RNA of Thunnus maccoyii (southern bluefin tuna), 4416 nucleotides long. Its product is annotated as caspase recruitment domain-containing protein 10. The coding region runs from base 612 to 3716 and encodes 1034 amino acids. NCBI's taxonomy places the organism in Eukaryota, Metazoa, Chordata, Actinopteri, Scombriformes, Scombridae. The transcript has 24 exons. The record is from RefSeq and is a predicted model, not a curated record. Gene Ontology annotation, biological process: regulation of apoptotic process. Gene Ontology annotation, molecular function: protein binding.